Camelina sativa (false flax) is the source of this 708-nucleotide messenger RNA. NCBI's taxonomy places the organism in Eukaryota, Viridiplantae, Streptophyta, Magnoliopsida, Brassicales, Brassicaceae. The record is from RefSeq and is a predicted model, not a curated record.
AUGGAUGACAGCGAGCGUUUUGAAAUUAGAAGCAUCACUCAGCAACACACCUGCAGUGUUAACGCUAGAGGUGACUUCCACAAACAAGCAACAACUGCGGUUAUUGGAAGGCUGAUGAAGACACAGUAUGUCGUCGUCGGUAGGGGACCGCGGCCAAAUGAACUCCGGAAAAUGCUUCGCCAAGAGUUCAGCCUGAAUGUAUCAUAUUGGAAGGCACGGAGGGCGAGGGAAAUUGCGAUGGACAAUGCCAUGGGAUCAGCCAUAGGAAGCUUCGCAUUGGUUCAACCAUAUUUCCAGCUGCUCUUACAAACAAAUCCAAACUCAAACGUAUCCCUUGAAACGAAAUUGGAUAGCAAUGGAGUUGAUCGGUUUAAAUAUCUCUUCCUGUCACUACACGCAUCAAUCCAGGGAUACACGUACAUGAGGAAGGUAAUUGUCAUAGAUGUUACACACCUACGAGGCCAAUAUGGAGGCUGUCUCCUUGCUGCAAGCGCCCAGGAUGCAAACUUCCAGGUGUUUCCUCUUGCCUUCGCGAUAGUGAACAGCAAAAACGACGAUGCCUGGACGUGGUUCUUACGCAAGAUGACGGAAGUUGUGCCAGACGAAGCAGACCUCGUGUUUGUGUCGGACAGGCACUCUUCCAUAUACGCAAGUAUACGUCAGAACUGGUAUUCGGUAUCUGAGUUAGACAUAGGCCAGCUUGACUAG